This is a messenger RNA of Ziziphus jujuba (common jujube), 768 nucleotides long. RefSeq names its product RING-H2 finger protein ATL73. The coding region runs from base 1 to 768 and encodes 255 amino acids. The record is from RefSeq and is a predicted model, not a curated record. Gene Ontology annotation, biological process: protein ubiquitination. The transcript has a single exon. NCBI's taxonomy places the organism in Eukaryota, Viridiplantae, Streptophyta, Magnoliopsida, Rosales, Rhamnaceae. Gene Ontology annotation, molecular function: zinc ion binding; ubiquitin protein ligase activity. Gene Ontology annotation, cellular component: cytoplasm.
AUGGAGAUCCAUCAUCAAAUUAAUACUUACGCUUGCAAAGUUGAGCCCUCUCAUAUGGUUGCAAAAACCCUUCGGAGUCGACUUCAGCGUCUUCAACUUUCAAUCAAGUUUGUUUAUGAAGUCCACCAUCACUAUAUCAACAUCUCAGAUUCUUCAGAAUUAACAAGUAUUUGCGAAAAUCAAGAAAAAAAUCGCCAUGCAACCUUCCGUUGUGAUAUGAACGAUUUGUUGGACAAUAUUGCUUACGGUGCCCUUUGUUCAAAACUUUUCUUUCUGAAUAUCGACUCAGAGAAGCAUAAUUUUAUAGUGCAGAAAAUUAUAAACUGCUGUCGUAAAACAAUUGGCGAGUCAGUGAUCGACAAGAAUUGCGCUGCACUCUUCAUAAGCGUAAAGAUAUCAAGAAAUCACUUAAUGUACCGUUGCGAAAGAUGUAUAGCGUUUCAGGCUACGGUGGAUUCGUUGAUGGAAGAACAAAAUAGGAACAACAACGGAAUGGUACCAUCAUCGAAGCUAUCGAUUGAGAAGAUGCUGAAAAGGGUUAGGGUUGUUGAAGAGAAAGAGUACAGCCGGAAAAGGAUGAGAACAAGGAGUAGAUUGGUGAGUGAAAACGAGACAUGCAUGGUAUGUUUGGAAGAGUUCGAUAAGGCAGAAACGUCACGUGCUUCGUGCAUGCCUUGCUCUCAUGUUUUUCAUGAGGAUUGCAUAGUAACAUGGUUGAAUCAUAGUCACUACUGCCCAAUUUGCCGCUUUGAGAUGCCUACAACUUAA